Paramuricea clavata is the source of this 4740-nucleotide messenger RNA. The record is from the annotation of a GenBank genome assembly. NCBI's taxonomy places the organism in Eukaryota, Metazoa, Cnidaria, Anthozoa, Malacalcyonacea, Plexauridae.
AUGUCUUCUGGUUUUGUUGUUCUAAAGUCGAUCUUGAACAGGUAUAAUGUUUUGUCGAACUUAUUUCCAUUAAACAUUGUCUCUGCUAGGUUUUAUAUAACGUUUUUGACUAUACUUUGUCUGCAAUUUUAAUCGAGUUUUUUAAGUAAAAUUGCCGAUCCAUACGACAUGAGUCCCGUAUGAGCGAAGUCAAAGAACUUGCUAUCCCGUGCAUGCAUCAAAAUGACUUCAAAUUGAACUUGAUUUCUGUUCUAAUUUAAUGAAUUUUUGCAAAAUUGUGAAGCCAAUGGCAAUGCAUGUGAAAGUUUGUUCUACAAUUAAACUAUAAGAUGAGAAGCAAUGUCGCGUUAAGUCUAAACCAGGAUUUUUUUACACAUCCGACGUCUAUGUAAAAUUUGAUUAAAUACUCAUUAUUCUUAUUUUUUCUAUUUUAGAUCGCACUGUUCACCAGGCCUCAACCUGGCCCUUACCACAUCAGGUGGUAAACCCGCACUGGGCGGUCAAGUAAUUUUUUUACUCUGCACUUUUUAUUUUACUACCCGAAUUUUUUACAUGCAUAGUCGUCAUCAGGACACAUGACUUUAGGUAGACGUGCUUUUGCAUGCUGAAAUAUUUCAUUCAACUAGUGAUUUCGAGGUGUUGGAUAAAAUUUGGAGAAAAUUCUAUAGACCAGGAGUUGGUAUAUAUCAAGCAGCUAGAAUAUAUCUACCUUGUAUAAAUGUAACAAAUUUUCUUCUACCAAACUGAGGAGAGUUGCAUGAAGUAUUUCACGGUGCAUGCAUUAGCGUGUUUACAAGAGGAGUUGAGAGAGCCCUGCUCAUCUUUCUUGACAAACGUUUAGAACCACAAGAACUAGGCUCUGUUAGGAUUCCAGUUAAGGCCACAACAUAACGAGUGAAAUAAAUUCGUUAACUAGUUAGGUUAGGACUGAAGCGUGAAAACGCAUAGUUGACCCCUCAGGAUCGAUCCCCAACACGUUUCCGCAAUAGGACUUUUAUUUUUGUUAUCUUGGAUGUGCUGUUGGGUAACUGGAUUAUUACACCUUGGAUUAUUACAUAUUGUGGAUUAUAUUAUCAUGUGGAUUAUAAUACAUCAUUGUGGAUUAUAUUAUACAUUAUUGUGGAUUAUUAAACGUACAACAUCAUUGUGGAUUAUGGAUUAUUAUUACAGCCGCCGCAGGGAAGGAUGAGUCCGGUAUCUCAUCCAGAAGAACGAAGACGUCGCGAGGUUAGAGCUGUGUAACCCUGGUGGUAAAAAAAGUUAUCGACAUUUUCGUAUUUCGGACUUUGUGCAUGUUUCAACGAAACCUGGUUUAGUUGCACGUGUUAGGAAACCUGAAGAUAUAGGUAUAAUGCCCCUCCGGCAGUAAAGCGAAGUGACUCCCUACCCCAGCCCCCCCCCCCCUGCAUGCGUGAGAAAAGACCUUUACUGUCAGGGGGAGGCCAUGAAAUUUUAUAAUGGAUAAACUGCAUAAUGAAAUAUCAUUCCCCUAGCAUAAAUACUGCACGAUGCAUGAUAUAUUUUCUUGAAAAUUUUUUUGAAAAGCAUGCAUGCACCACCAGGGAAUUAUAUAAGUGUGUUGUGUGUUUAUUAUGAUUACGUGUGUGUGUUUAUAUUAUUGUGCAUGUCGUUAUCUGCAUGUAUAUAUGAGUUACAAUUCGGAAUUUUCGGUGCGCGAUAGGAUAAGGUGCGCUGAUAAAGGGGGGAUGCCCCAUAUUGUAAAUAUCAUCCAUAAUAACGAUUAGGCUAUAGGAAUAUAUUUAUGAUUAGGUGAAUAAGUAAAUUAUGAAAUAAUUGUUACUUAUAAAUGUAUACUAACGAGCUACAGUUCGAGAUAUUCGGUGCGCGAUGCAGGUUAAGGCGGCAAAACGCGUUGAUAAAGGCGGGCGGGGAGGGGUUGCCCCCGGAUAUAUCAAAGAUUAUAUUAUAGGAUGUGAUAAAAUAUAUAGACAUGCAUGCUUACAGUAUACUUAGAAAUUUGGCAUCAUAUUUGUCAAAUUUGAUUUCUUAGAAAAAAAUUCAGAUUUAAAACUUAAGAAUGUAUGCAAAAUUAUGCUAGUAAAUUUGGCAUCAUAUUUGUCAAAUUUGAUUUUUUAGAAAAAAUUCAGGAUUUAAAACUUAGUAAUGUCAUACAAAAUUAUGCUUGUAAAUUUGGCAUCAUAUUUGUCAAAUUUGAUUUCUUAGAAAAAAUUCAGGAUUUAAAACUUAGUAAUGUCAUACAAAAUUAUGCUUGUAAAUUUGGCAUCAUAUUUGUCGAAUUCAUUUCUUUAAAAAAAUACAAUCUACAAGAAAACAGCAUAAACUGCAUGCAACAAGAAAACAACAAGAAAACAGCAUAAACUGCAUGCAUGCCUGAAAAUUUGGCAUCACGUUUUUCAAACUUGACUUUUCUUUAAAAGGUAGAAUUGACAGCAAUAAAAAAAGCAGUAUAAACUGCAGCUUUGUGUUUGGCAUCAUACUUGUCAAACAUAAUUUCUUUAAAAAAUUCUAGAAAUAUAAUAAAUUAUUUAAUUCCAGCAAAAAAUACAAAAUAUAUUUUAUAACAAUUUGACAUCAUAUUUGUCAAACUUGAUUUCUAUGAUAAAAAAUUCGGAAUACACAUCACGUGCAUAUACUGUAUAACACAUUUAACGCAUAACACUGAUCUAUAUAUGAAAUAAUAAACUGUAGUUCUGCGGCAACUAUAGUGUUAUAUUGUAGUAUAACUUGUAAAUAAGUAAAUGAUUUUUAAUCAAAAUAAAAGAACAAAAACUGUUGUGUACAUGUCUCUUCCUUCACGAGGUAUUAAGUCCCUCGGGGCCCCCUAAAAGUAACUUCGUAAACUAAAUACUCUCAGAAAUAUUCUUAUAGAUUUUCAUGGGAUGAAAAAAUAAGAAGUUCAAGAAUCUCGAUUCUAUCGAAUAUCAAGAAUGAAAAGCAUUCGAAUACAUGAUGUUCUAUUAUUAGGAAGACGACCUAACUUUUUUUUAAAUUUGUAAUAGCUAAAUAUUUGUUCAAAUCAAUAAAAGCUCAGAAAUUUUGGUCUAUAGUGUUUCUUCUUUAAUUGACAAGAUAGUGCCCCUCCCCCAGUUUAAAUUCUUAAACUAAACACUUCUCAAGUUUUCUUAUAGACCUAUAUCGAAUACAGAAUUCCGAAGUUAAAGAAAAUCUCUACUCUUCCAAAUAUCAAGUUGAAAGGCAUUCGAAUGCAUGUUAUUCUAUUCAAGAUUAAUAAUAGCUGGAAUUUUACGAGAUGGAAGAUGACCCAAAUUUUUCUACAAUUUGUAAUAGCUAAUUUUUUGUUAAAAUCAAUAAAAGCUCAGAAUUUUGGUCUAUAGCGUCUCUUCUCUAAUUGAUAGGAUAGUGCCCCCUCCCCGCUAUUUAAAUUCAUCUAAACGUUUCUCUAGUUUCGUUAUAGACAUGCAUCGAACACAAAAUUCAGAAUUCAAGUUGAAAGAUAUUUGAUUCAUGCAAGGUUGAAUAAAACACAUGCGGAAGAUCACCUUGUAUGCAUUUUGUAAAACUUGUAAAUACAUGUAGCUAUUGGCUGAAUGAAAUUGUAAAAAUCUUCAUGAAUAUUGACUCGAAAGACGUUUCAAUUCAUGAUGUCCUGCUCAAAACUGAACAAACGAGAAUUUUACGAUAUCGAAGAUUACUUGAAUUUUGUCAAACUUGUAAUAAGACUAAUAAGUAAAUGUUUUUUAAACAUCAGUAAAAGCUGAAAAUCGUUGUGACCACGUGUUUUUCUCUCUAAUUGAUAGGACUAAUUAGUAUUGUAGGUGGGUUUCCCCAAUUGUUUAAACUCUUACGCUAAACACUUUCAAGUCUUUUUUAGACUUUCGUAAUUAACGAAACCCCGAGGUUCUUGAUAUGGAAGAUGCUUCAAUUUUGUAAAACCUGUAAUAGCUAAAUUUUGUGUUGAAAAUCAAUAAAAAAGCUCAAACAUUUGUCUGUGGUUUUCUUCUCUAUUGAUAGGAUUAAUAUUAAAGGUGGGGUCCCCCAACUGUUUAAAUUAGUACACUAACAUUUUUUCCAAGUUCUAGAUUUUCACCCAAUGCAAAAUCCAGAAGUUCAAGAAAAUUUUCAUGGGUAUCAAGUUGAUUAAAGACCGUUUAUUCACUUCAUGAAUGUUCUGUUCAAGAUUCAACAAAACCAGAGGUUCAUGAUAUGGAAGAUGCUUCAAUUUUGUAAAACUUGUAAUAGCUAAUUUUUUGUUGAAAAUCAAUAAAAAGCUCAAACAUUUGUCUCCUUGUUUUCUUCUCGAAUUGAUAGGAUUAAUAUUAAGGGAAGGGUCCCCCAACUAUUCCAAUUCGUACACUAACAUUUUUUUCCAAGUUAUCCUAGAUUUUCACCCAAUGCAGAAUUCAGAAUUGCAAGAAAUGAAUGUUCUGUUCAAGAUUCAACAAAACCCGAGGUUCAUGAUAUGGAAGAUGCUUCAAUUUUGUAAAACUUGUAAUAGCUAAUUUUUUGUGGAAAAUCAAUAAAAAGCUCAAACAUUUGUUUCCUUGUUUUCUUUUCUAAUUGAUAUAAUUAAUAUUAAGGGUUGGGUCUCCCAACUAUUCCAAUUAGUACACUAACAUUUUUUUCCAAGUUCUCUCAGAUUUUCACCCAAUGCAGAAUCCAGCAGGGAAAAUUCAGAAGUGCAAGAAACUGUUCAUGGAUAUCAAGUUGGUUAAAGACGUCUAUCCAGUUCAUGAGUGUUCUGUUCAAAAUUCAACGAAACCAGAGGUUCAUGAUAUGGAAGAUGCCUCAAUUUUGUAA